Phanerochaete carnosa HHB-10118-sp is the source of this 1568-nucleotide messenger RNA. RefSeq lists its product as uncharacterized. The coding region runs from base 244 to 1251 and encodes 335 amino acids. The record is from RefSeq and is a predicted model, not a curated record. Gene Ontology annotation, molecular function: nucleotidase activity. Lineage: Eukaryota; Fungi; Basidiomycota; Agaricomycetes; Polyporales; Phanerochaetaceae. The transcript has 10 exons.
UCUCCUUCACGCAUCGCUGUCUCGGAUGGGGUUCCAGGCACCUUCGUCGUCGCCUUCAGGCACUCAGCAAGCGGAGGUGGUCUGCGAGCUUAACCAGCAUUAUUAACGCACGUGCUGGAGUCCAACGUGGACUCUGUUCUCGGCCACUCACCAAGCUAUAAAGGUGACACAUGAGCUCUUUUCUUAUACAGGGGCACCACCUCUAAGCACAAGGCUCAGUCCCUUCGCUUCCCUGCAGCAGCCAUGCUUAGCUCCUUUACUCCUCUCUGCGCUCUGUUCUUCGUCGGCAUCAAUGUAGCUUCGGUCGCGUUCGGUGCCAACACCAGCUUGAACAUCAUCUUAACCAACGACGAUAACUGGGCCUCUGCUAACAUUAGAGCGACGUACAGCGCUCUCACGGCCGCCGGACACAAUGUCAUCCUCAGCGCUCCUGUCGUCCAGAACUCUGGACAAGGCGGACGCUUCAUCCUCCCGACUACUAACAUCACGAUACCGGACGAGUUUGGUAUCCUCCAGGCCGGCGCGCCGUACUACGGUCAGGACCCCAACAACAACCGAAUCUGGUACAUGAACGGCACUCCUGCCGCAGCAGUUAGCACCUUGUAUAGUGUUAUUCGCCCUAUAAUCCUCGGCGAUAACUCGAGCAUUGACCUCGUCGUGGCAGGCCCGAACGAGGGCCACAACCUAGGGGGUUUCUACUACACACUCAGCGGCACAAUGGGCGCAACGGUUGACGCCAUUUACCGCGAGAGAAGCAGCACUUGUGCUGACGCUGCUGGACAGUUACCGGCGAUUGCAGUCUCGGCGGGCAAUGGCACGCACCACUCAUACUUGACGCUCACGAACGACACGAAUGACCCGGCAAACCUCGCAGCAAGACUCACAACGAGUUUUGUCAACGCGCUCGCGAGCACUAAGAUGUCCGGACAACCCCUCUUGCCGCUCGGUACCGGCGCCAGUAUAAACCUACCUAUGUUUGGGAGGGGAUUAAUUGCACAAAUGUGUGAACGUGGUGCAGCCGCCGUUCAUCCUCACGCGCCUAACCGGCGGCGGCGUCGCGCCGGUGCUCGCCAUCGGCUCAAACGGCUUCCCCAACGAGACACAAAUCGGUCUGGACGCCCUCUGACGCACUGCUCGCUCAGUGCCACCGAUGGCGUCAAUGUCAACUACACCGGCUCGCGUAUCCUCCCUGGCGAGACGGGCGUCACUGCCGGGCGCCAAUCUUCUGUGUCGUUCUUCUCUAUUGACUGACGCCCCGGCGCACGUCGUGGAGCACGUCCAGACUGCCCUCCUGCCACUAUUUGGUACGAGCGGCUUGUAAGCGCUGCUUUCCCUGUGACUCUUUCGCCCUGGUGACUCUUCAUACGGAUUGCUCGAUGUGCUAGCGAUGAUGAGAAUGUAAACACAUAGACAUGCUAUUAACCACGAUAAAUGCUACCAACGGCUCCUUGCUUUGGGUAUUAUAGUGAGCCAGAUCAUGUAUCAUCUACACUCGUCCUUCACAAAUUACUCGUCUGUGGACUGGUUCAUUAUUGGCUCACAACGCAUUUGCUGAAAUCAAUGCAAGU